AUGAAGUGGUUUCAUGAGAGUCCCAAAGACGAAAAUGCCCCAGAUUCGCCUUUUGGUAGAGAAGAUGGCGCGCAGGCCAUACCGGACGAUGAUAGAAUUGGUCCUAGUCUGCGGAGAGUGAAAACCGAGGAACUAGCGCCGUCUCCUGAAACUCAGAAGGCCGGUCGCGUGAAAUGGGGACGCUUGCGCUCUCUCCUCCCUCAGGUUGCCAACCAAAAUCCGAGUUCAGGACCGGGACCUUCGGCUGUUACCUCUAGCGCAGUCAAUAUAACCGAUGAACUCAUAACCGGAGGCCUCUCCACGUUGAUGCUACGACUAUGGUUUGAACACGACGAGAAAGGUCAUCGCAGGGUUCCCGUACUUCUUCAUCGAUUACGCCUCCGCGUUAGUGAUAGUUUGCAUCCGUUGCAAGGUCACAAAUCUGUCUUUCGGAUCGAAUGCGAAUACGCUAACGGUGCGGCCCGUUGGGUCAUAUAUCGACAGCUCCGCGAUUUUAUUUCCUUGCAUACCCACUACGCGGUCUCCAAUGCGUAUAAUCGCAAUGUAGAUGGGCUCCCAGAAUUUCCCCGCACAAGUCUACCUUAUUUUAAAUUUCUGAAGAAGGAGGGUCGAGAGAAAGGCGCUCAAGUCGGUCAUUCAGAAUUUGCACGCCUCCAACGUGAAGCUUUGGAAAAUUACCUUCUUGAUUUGAUACGUGCUGUGAUGUUUCACCCAGCCUCUAAUCGUCUAUGUGGUUUCCUUGAAAUCAGCGCUUUCUCUAUCGCCCAUGCGCAAACCGGUGGCUUCCAGUAUAAAGGUGGUUAUUUACAGAUAGAGGCAGCGAACGGCAGGAGCGGGGGCUUUGGCAGGAAAGGCGCUAGUUGGAAAGCUAAAAAAGAAUCUCGGUGGUGUGCGAUCCGAGAAAGCUAUCUAGUUGUCAUGAAAGAACCUGGUGAGCUCGAAGUGUGGGACGUCUUCAUGCUAGACCCAGAUUUUACUAUCGAGCGCCCUAAGCGUUACUACCGUCAAGGUCUCAGCCUGUUACAUCCGGAUUCCCUUUCCGAUGAGAAGGCUGAGAAUGAUGCUGAUAACAGGCGGAUGUCAGUCAACACCGACACCGAACAUAUGUCCCUCAUGGGAUCCAUUCGCGGUCACUUUUCUCAGGUUCUCCAUUUCGGGAAUCACACACGCGCUAGGACAACCUCGAACGUUGGGCGGCAGGAUGAUCAUGAUGAUGACACGUCUAGCAUUUCUUCUAGGUCCUCUGUUUCCUCCCGUGUGGCCACCCCAAUGCUCGACCCCUCCACCCACGUCAAUCCCCUUGGGCCAGCAGAAGACGAAAAUAUGGGCGAAGAACAUCCGUGGUCAAAUAACAAGAAGAAGAAAAAGGCAAACGUUCAUGAAGUCUCCAAGCAUACAUUCUUCAUUACAAACUCUCAGAUGAGAUGGAAGUUAUUCGCAAGGAAUCAGAGACAAAUGUUACAAUGGAUAACUGCCCUUGAAAAAGCGGCAGCAGCGUCACACUAUACUGGAAGCAACAGAUUCGAAAGUUUUGCCCCGAUACGACUAAAUGUAGCGACACAGUGGCUGGUUGAUGGGCGGGACUAUUUCUGGAAUCUCUCUCGAGCUAUCCUCAUGGCGAAAGAAAAUAUAUACAUACAUGAUUGGUGGCUCUCUCCUGAACUGCAACUACGGCGUCCGAACAAGGAUCGGUAUCGGUUGGAUAAAUUGCUGGAGAGCAAGGCUAGGGAGGGUGUCAAGAUUUUCAUCAUCCUCUACCAGGAGGUUUCGAGUCGAACAACUCCUACGGACAGCAACUAUUCCAAACAACGGCUUACAGCACUUCAUCCAAAUAUCAUGGUCCAACGUUCCCCUUCGCAUUUCCAGACUGGAACCUUCUAUUGGGCUCACCACGAAAAGCUCUGCGUCAUAGACCAGGCUAUUGCUUUCAUGGGUGGUCUUGAUCUCUGCUUUGGCCGAUGGGACACUUCCCAGCACGUCUUGAUAGACGACCCCGAUACCGACCAGUCACAGAUAUGGCCUGGUAGGGACUACAGUAAUCCUCGAGUCUCCGAUUUCUUCACUCUUAACAAGCCGGAAGAAGAUAUGUACGAUCGAAGUAGGAUUCCUCGUAUGCCCUGGCACGAUGUUGGAUUGCAAGUCGUAGGACAGCCUGCUAGGGAUUUAGCUCGCCAUUUUGUCCAGAGAUGGAACUACCUUCUGCGAAUCAAGAAUCAUACUCGAACGAUGCCUUUCCUUCUCCCACCACCUGAAUUCAAACCAGGCGAAUUAACUCAGAUGGGUCUCACCGGCACCUGUGAAAUGCAAAUUUGUCGUUCAGCUGGCCCAUGGUCGCUGGGUACCCCUAGUCGGAUCGAGCAUUCGAUUCAAAACGCAUAUCUCAAAGCUAUUCAAAUGUCAGAGCAUUUCGUGUACUUCGAAAACCAAUUCUUUAUCACAUCGACUGUCGUCAAUGAUGUUAAGAUCGAGAACAAGAUUGGUGACGCUCUGGUCCAUCGAAUUCUCCGCGCGCAUCGUGACGGUACGCCUUGGAAAUGCUGUAUCGUCAUACCGGUGUUACCUGGAUUCGAGUUUCCUAUUGAUCACAGCGAUGCAAGCGCGGUGCGUAUCAUAUUGGAAUGCCAAAACCGUACUUUUGCUCGGGGUCCACAUUCUAUCUUUGCUCGUUUAAGGAAGGAAGGAAUCGACCCGGAUGAUUAUAUUACAGUUUUCUCACUUCGUAAUUGGGGAAAACUGCGGGGUGAUGUUUUGACCACAGAGCAGGUCUACAUUCACGGCAAAGUCUGUAUUGUAGAUGACCGUCUUGCUAUCAUCGGAAGCGCAAACGUAAAUGAACGUUCCCAGCGAGGUGACCGUGAUUCAGAAAUUGCGGCUGUGAUCAGAGAUACCGAUAUGAUUGAUGGUACUAUGGCUGGCAAGCCGUUCCAAGUCGGACGAUUUGCACAUACCCUCCGCAAGCGUCUCAUGCGAGAACAUCUUGGUGUAGAUGUGGAUGCAAUAUACGAAGAGGAUCUCAUGGCCAAUGAACCCCGCAAAGCAGAACAUGAACAGGAAGCUUGGGAUCCAGAAUCACAGCAACAGUAUGGGAAGGAAGAAGGUGUCACUAAACUCUCGAAAGCCCAUCAGCGGACUCCUGCAGGUGCUUUGCUGCGCGACGGUAUCGAUGGUUUCAGGCAAGCGCUUCACGCGACUGGUGAGGCAGGGUCUCAAGAAAAAAAGGAAAUACUUCACAAACUCGGAUUGAGCAGGGACACUGCUGGGAAGGCGACAAAUGCAGCCUUAAGGGAAGAACGUCAGAUGUUCACACGUGACGGGGAAAAGGUUGAGGGCUUUCCCAGUUCAAUUGUCCCCACUUUGGAAGAGAAGACUGUGAUGGAACAUCGUCCGCCAGGAGCCGAAGCCGAUGAUAAACCUAUUGCAGACAAAUUGUCAGAGGGUACUCUUUCAGGCAGUGAUGGGAAAUCUGAAACAGAGGACUCAUCAACAGAAAGUUCACCUUUAAAGGGAGAUUCAACUCUUCAGAACAUAUCCAACACCGAGGUCACAAAUAGAACUCCUGAGGACCCUCGAGUAGACGAGGAACUUUUGGGGGCUCCUGCAAAUGCUUCCAUCUCACCUCAAACUGACAAUCAACCCCCUCAAGCUAGGUCUCAUGUUGAUGAUGCUGACGAACAAGAAAGAGCAGCACCUCGGGCGCGUUCUAUGAUACGAAAACAACUAACGAGCAAACUCGGGAGUAAGUGGACGCUUCCGACCCCUAGACCAAAAGUCGAUCCGCAAGCCUUUGAUGACCCUAUAUGUGAUGUGUUUUGGAAGGACGUCUGGGUUGCGUCUUCCGUCCACAACACCGAAAUAUUUAGAAAGGUAUUUCAUGCCGUUCCAGACGAUUUGGUGACCACGUGGAAGCAAUAUAAGGAAUUCGUCAUUCAUCACGAGCGACUAAAUAAGCCAUUCCGCGACAGCACAACGUCAGAUGUUGUCGGCCGUGUUCCUUCUGAAACCGGCGAUGAGGAUGUUCCAUUGGAAGGAAAGAGUGCGCAAGCGGAUGAGCAGGAAGAUAAUCACUCUCGACCGAGUAAGGAAGGCGAGGAGAAUGAAGAUUUACAUCUCGGUGCGAGUUCAUCAGAGAAAGAUCCAAAAACUCGCAAAUCUACACGAGGAAUUGAAGGGUUCGAAAAAUGGGAGAGAGAUGAAAUGGAAGCAUUACUAGGAGAGCUUAAUGGUCACCUUGUUUUAUACCCUACCAGAUUCCUGGAGGGUGAGGAUGCUGUCAACAAUUUCCUCUUCAAUGCAGACCGCUUGCUUCCUCUUCCUAUCUAUGACUAG
Messenger RNA from Lentinula edodes (shiitake mushroom), 4326 nucleotides. RefSeq lists its product as uncharacterized. Bases 1 to 4326 code for a protein of 1441 amino acids. NCBI's taxonomy places the organism in Eukaryota, Fungi, Basidiomycota, Agaricomycetes, Agaricales, Omphalotaceae. The record is from RefSeq and is a predicted model, not a curated record. Gene Ontology annotation, molecular function: phosphatidylinositol binding; D-type glycerophospholipase activity. Gene Ontology annotation, biological process: cell motility; phosphatidic acid biosynthetic process; intracellular signal transduction. The transcript is spliced from 26 exons.